AUGGACCUCCAUCAGGCCAAUAGAUGGCGCUGUUGCACUGUUGUAGCAGGAGAAACAGCAAGUUCUGGCCAAGCGCUCACCAUUCUGCAGAAUAAGGACCAGAACUUUACAGAGGUAAACUGUGUCUGUUCUUUUACUAUUACAGCAGUUCAUCGUGGCCCUGUUGUUCGCCUCCUUCACCAAAGCUCUGUCAGGGACCUACAUGAAGAGUGCCAUCACUCAGAGAAACACUUUGACCUGUCCAGCUCUCUCAUCGGACUCAUAGACGGCAGCUUUGAGAUGGGUAACCUGCUGUUCCUGGCUGUGGUCAGCCAUUUGGGGGCGAAGCUGCACCGGCCCAGGCUCAUUGCUAUGGGCUGUUUCCUCAUGGCUGUAGGAUCCUUCCUCACAGGCCUGCCACACUUCUUCAUGGGACGGACCACACCAGCUCCGGUGUCCGGGGCGUCCACCUCUACCACAAAGGGACGAGUAGGAUCAGGAUGAACGAGGAUGGGUUCGGAGGAGAAACGUCCCUUGAGCUCUAUGAAUGCCCUGUCAGCCUCGGGAUUCCUGCAAAAACCUGCUUGAGUGAGGUGGGACAGGGCCGUAAAUGUUCCGGAGGGGGUUUUGGAGAAGAUCGGGAUGUCGUCGAGGUGAACAAAGACGAACCGGUUCAACAUAUCCCUAAGAGUAUCAUUGAUCAAUGCCUGAAAGA
Molecule: messenger RNA, 694 nt
Organism: Oncorhynchus masou masou (cherry salmon)
Lineage: Eukaryota; Metazoa; Chordata; Actinopteri; Salmoniformes; Salmonidae
Product: solute carrier organic anion transporter family member 1B1-like
Exons: 5
Coding region: 1-483 (160 amino acids)
Biological process (GO): transmembrane transport; sodium-independent organic anion transport
Cellular component (GO): plasma membrane
Source: RefSeq, a predicted model, not a curated record